Messenger RNA from Mesocricetus auratus (golden hamster), 4118 nucleotides. It is a transcript of the gene Abi1, whose product is annotated as abl interactor 1. The transcript is spliced from 11 exons. Gene Ontology annotation, cellular component: lamellipodium; intracellular anatomical structure. The record is from RefSeq and is a predicted model, not a curated record. NCBI's taxonomy places the organism in Eukaryota, Metazoa, Chordata, Mammalia, Rodentia, Cricetidae. Gene Ontology annotation, molecular function: cadherin binding; SH3 domain binding. The coding region runs from base 141 to 1586 and encodes 481 amino acids.
AGGAGGAGGUGCAGUCCCACAAUACCCGGCGGAGGGCGGGUGGGUGGUUAGUGUCUGGGCUGUGCGGCGCUCCGGUCCCCGGCGGACCCAGCUGCCUCUGUUUCUUUAACGCGAGAGGAAGCGAUGUGGAGGGGUGAAAAAUGGCAGAGCUGCAGAUGUUACUAGAGGAGGAGAUCCCGUCUGGCAAGAGGGCGCUGAUAGAAAGUUACCAGAACCUGACCCGGGUGGCAGACUACUGUGAAAACAACUACAUACAGGCUACAGACAAGAGAAAAGCUCUAGAAGAGACCAAAGCAUAUACAACCCAAUCUCUAGCUAGUGUUGCUUAUCAAAUAAAUGCAUUGGCCAACAAUGUACUCCAGUUGCUGGAUAUCCAAGCAUCUCAGCUUCGGAGGAUGGAGUCUUCCAUCAAUCAUAUCUCACAGACUGUGGAUAUUCAUAAAGAAAAAGUGGCUCGAAGAGAGAUUGGUAUUUUGACAACAAAUAAGAAUACAUCAAGAACUCACAAAAUAAUAGCACCUGCAAAUAUGGAGCGCCCUGUCAGGUAUAUUCGGAAACCUAUCGACUACACAGUUCUGGAUGAUGUGGGCCAUGGAGUUAAGUGGCUAAAAGCCAAGCACGGAAAUAACCAGCCUGCAAGAACUGGCACAUUGUCGAGAACAAAUCCUCCCACGCAGAAACCACCAAGCCCUCCUGUGUCAGGCCGAGGGACUUUGGGACGGAAUACCCCUUACAAAACGCUAGAGCCUGUUAAGCCUCCAACAGUUCCUAAUGACUACAUGACUAGUCCUGCAAGACUUGGAAGCCAGCAUAGUCCAGGCAGGACAGCUUCGUUAAAUCAGAGACCAAGGACACAUAGUGGAAGUAGUGGCGGGAGUGGAAGUCGAGAAAACAGUGGGAGCAGUAGUAUUGGCAUUCCCAUUGCUGUGCCUACGCCCUCACCUCCCACUGCUGGCCCAGCAGCCCCGGGCUCAGCUCCUGGUUCCCAGUAUGGCACAAUGACCAGGCAGAUUUCUCGGCACAACUCUACCACUUCCUCGACAUCUUCUGGUGGAUAUAGACGAACUCCCUCUGUGACUGCCCAAUUCUCUACUCAGCCUCAUGUUAAUGGAGGUCCACUUUAUUCUCAAAAUUCAAUGUCUAUUGCCCCCCCUCCUCCCCCCAUGCCUCAGUUGACUCCACAGAUACCUCUCACAGGCUUCGUGGCCAGGGUGCAGGAAAACAUUGCUGAUAGCCCAACUCCACCACCACCUCCUCCACCGGAUGACAUUCCCAUGUUUGAUGACUCUCCACCUCCACCACCGCCUCCUCCGGUGGACUAUGAAGAUGAGGAAGCUGCAGUAGUUCAGUAUAGUGACCCGUAUGCAGAUGGUGAUCCUGCAUGGGCUCCCAAGAACUAUAUUGAGAAAGUUGUUGCAAUAUAUGAUUAUACAAAAGACAAGGAUGAUGAGCUGUCCUUUAAAGAGGGUGCAAUCAUCUAUGUCAUAAAGAAGAACGAUGAUGGCUGGUUUGAAGGAGUUUGCAAUCGAGUGACUGGACUUUUCCCUGGGAACUAUGUGGAAUCAAUCAUGCACUAUACUGAUUAGGUCUUUUCUUUUUUCUUUUCACGUAGGUUAUUACUCCGUCAUAUUGUGAGACUAUAUGGUUAACAGAAUUGUCUUAAUGUUUAAAAUGUGCCCAUAUUUUCAGGAUAUAAUGUUUUAUUGGUAUAUUUGGAUGUCUACCUGUAAGCAUACAUUUUGGAGGCAGUUCACAUAUUGCUAAACAGCAAUUUUAUACCAGAGACUGCCUGUAAUUGAUUAUGCAUAUAUACUCACACCUUGAUAACUUUAUGACCAGCCUAAAUAUUCUGGGGAUGUGGGUUAUUAUGUUUAACAAAUCAUGGCUCAGAAUGCACCGUUACAUGUGCAGCAUGGUCACUAACAUUAUGUCAGACUAAUAGGAAAAACAAAACUUAAUGCUGGUGCUGGUCAUACUUUUGGUUUAAAUUCUCGUUUUUUAAGAAUACUGUGUUUAAAGCAUGCGUAAAAUUUUAUGUAUUGAAAGAUACUUAACAGUUCAAGAUGCUUCCAGUUUGUGUAAUGUUUAUCUGGAGUACUUAUACUUGAGUCUCUAGUGAAACUAAAGAUUAUCUGUAAUGUUGUAAUUUGUACCUAAGUUUUUUAAUGAGUGAAAUUUGCAUUAUAAAUUUUCCAUUCAUAAAAAUACGUAAGUGAACCAAGGGAUUUUGUCCUCUCCUUUACUGGUUUGCUUUAAACAUGUGUGCUCAUGCAUAUGCAUGCACGCAAUCCCAACACAAAAGAUUUAUUGCAGAAUUAUGGUUCUAUUUUCUCAAUGUAUUAGCUGGGAAAUGUUUUUAGCUUUAUCUUAAUGUGUCGGAACAGCAAAGUCACAGAAUUUUGCAGAUUUCGGAACUGAGACAUUGUGUCAAAGUAAGCACAUCAUCCUGUAGGUAAAAAUUCUAAGGGGUGCCACACCAGUCCUGCGGUUUUAAUGAAAAUGAAUUCACACUAGUUGAAAAUGUUUUACAUAUUGUAAAAGUGAAUGCAAUUAAUUUGCAGGUAGGCAUAUUUAAUGUAUUACCUGGCACUAGCAACAUAAGAUUUUACAAUUGGGAAAGAAGGCGGGCCAUGUAUUACUCUGUAAGCAGGUAAAUAAGCAGGUUUGUAUUGUGACUGAAAUGCAACACAUGCACUUUGUGUGUCUCCUUGAUUUAAGGGAGGGUUAGAGGGAUAUUUCUCUUGUAUAUAAUUCUGUUCUGCUUAGGAUAUUACAGUAGAUCACACAAGUGUGGUUUCUAUGUACUGAGGAUUACAGAUGUAUGACAGCAUAGUAAAUGUGAGAGCAGCGCAAAAUAUUUCUGAAAAUUAAAGAGCAUUGUUCCUACCAAAUCAACAACUAUUUCAUUUAUAUUUUACCUUUGUUAUUUUUGAAGUAUUAUGUCAUUAGUGAUCAGAUAGCUAUAUUAUGCCUUUUCUUUUUGAAGCAGAAUGUUUUCUUAAUUUGUAAAUAACCUGUUGUCUAAAUUUUAUCUACAGUCUUUUAUAAUAAACUAUGCUCCUACAUGAAAAAAUUUGGAUAUUGUUAAAAUAUAACGAAUGUAGCUUAUAUUAAAUUUAAGUACAUACUUCAGAAUUCUCUGACCUUUAAUCCUAUGAUGAAACAAAGACAAACCACUUGAAUUUUAACGUUGAUUAUUUAUUUGUGUAAUGGCUUUACAUGUGGGCAUUAACAAUGUAAACAGGACCACACAUAACCAUCAGGAUACCUCGAUUAGAAUUUAUAGGACUAUAAUGACACUGGUUUAAUUACAUUUAAAAAGUUUUCUGAAAAACUUUGCCAAUAAAAAAAAAUUGCCCAUCAAUAAGGUUGAAAUUAUUUCCUAAAGUGAUUUUUGGUUAUCUGCACAUGAAGCAAAUAGUGUUUCACAAAAUUCAUUAGGCACAGUCUGGUAAAAUAGCUGCCAGAAAGAACAGGAAGAAUUGUCAUUUAUCUCUUGUGAGCACACUUUCAGAAAGCUGGAUGAGGGCAUCCCUUUCUGUGGAUGGUCUAAGUUUCCUGAUCUCUCUCACUGCUUCAUGGCAGUACUGCUGGGCGAGGUAGGUUGUUUGUUGAACGCCAUCACUCUACAGGAGACAACAAAACAGACAGAUCAAUGAUCAGCUCCCAGAAUGCUGUCACAAUAGAUUAAACAGUUGUUAAUCUGAAGUCCUUUCCAACAAUUAUAUCCCCUUUCAUAUGGAAACACGCUUUAGUUCUAUUAACACACACAGAAUCUGUCUCUCAAGCAGCCAGCCAUUUUCUGCUCCUUCUACUGAAGCAUUACAAGUUUUAAAAGUUGUAUCUAUAUAAAAGACCUUACUAUUUUAAAAUGAAAACUCAAAGGGCUUGUGAUUAAAAAUGCCUUUCAUAUUGCAAAUGAUACAGCUCGUCCCCAGCGUUUCUAAAUCUAAUCAUAUCACUGUCUUCAGUUCUGUGGAUUACUUUUGCCAUCAUGUAUGAGAACACCACUGCUUCUGUCUUCUCUGUGCCAUUAAAGAUGGUUACACUCUGGAACUAUGUUUCUAAUGUUGGUCCUUUGUAGAAGUUGGACACUAAUAAAGCGUUUUGUUCUCUGA